UCAUUCCGUGACUUUCAAGCAGCCGUGAUUGCCGCUAUAUACUACUUACCAAAAAUACAUUUCCGCUUAUUCAAGAUGUCCAAGCUUAGCCUGAUCCUGCUUGCCACCGUCGCCCUGCUGGGCUGCUUUGUGGCCCAAGGAGCUGCUGGAACGCUGCCCGUGGAUAGUAGUGCCCGCCAGUACCAGAUCAAGGUGGUGAAGGAUAUUCGUGCCUUUGCCGCCCAGCAUCCGGGCGUGCAACUUCGCCGCAUGGAGAAGCAGACCCGCGUAGGCAGCCAGGUCGUGCGCUACAACAUGGGAGCCCGUAUUUCUGGUGACCAGUUGGUGGCCCAGGGAGCCGACACUUUUGAGUAUCCCCGAUCCCAGGAUGUGAGCAUGCAGCUCACCUACCCGGAACAAGGCUCGGGCGCCAUUGUGUCCUACGUGGAGAUCGUGUGCACCCAGGACUCCAGCGAUGGCAGUGCCUAUGUGGUUGCCGGAGGCAUUGGUCAGCGCUUGAUCUCUAUUGUGUUGGAGGCCAGCAGCACCCGUAACUUCUCCUACCAGGCUCAGUACUAUGGCCUGAAGGACUAAAACUAAGACAUAGAUUACCCAUGGCUCCAAUUUAAAACAUAUAUACGAACAUCUGUGACUCCUUAAUUAAGCAA
This is a messenger RNA of Drosophila kikkawai, 647 nucleotides long. RefSeq lists its product as uncharacterized. NCBI's taxonomy places the organism in Eukaryota, Metazoa, Arthropoda, Insecta, Diptera, Drosophilidae. The record is from RefSeq and is a predicted model, not a curated record.